AUGACUGCUCAUAUCUUGUGUCCUUCUUUCGCAGGUCCGAUCAUGAGACACCUCGACACAACACCGCAGUACCUCAAUGCCUCCAAUUUAGCUUGUGCUAACCGCCCAAAUAAUUCGUCCUUGAUUGCCAAUCUUUUCCCUCUCCAUCAAGAUGAUCAGACUUCCACUGCAUCGGCAUUCUCUGUUGCAUCAGCACCGCCCAUGGUUGCAAAUGAAAAUGUCGACCCAAUCGAGGUGGAAGUUGAAGCAUUAUCAACACCGUCUAGAGCGAGGCCCGUCUCAAAAGAUGUCACCGUUUUGAAAUACCCAAGCCAGACCAAAAGAUCCAUGAGCUGCAGUCAGAACGAGAGGAAAGUGAAUCCCCAAAACAGCCCUCGUACUGCUCUAAAGGCAAUUCAUGUUCGACAGCCUCUGGCAGAACUGGGUGAACAGAAACGGAAGCCACAACCCCUGCACAGACGUAUCAGGCCAAUGUUCGGAAUGAAUUUACCUGCAGCCCUGUCCUCGAACGCAGACCUGCACGUCGGCACCUAUGCUCAAGAAGCAAAGUCGACAGAUGCCAGUAUCGAUGGCCAUGACGUAUCUCAAUCCUUACAGUCUCCUCAUGGCACAAGUCAGCCAACAACUUCAGUCAACACCGAGGCAGACACACAUGCAAAUUUAGAAUGUACACCCAAGUUGCACCACAGAAAGCGGCUUUCAACAGCAUCUUCGGGCUUUGUGCACACCAUCAAAACGGCAAGUCUCAGCAAUGCCAGCUUCAGUCUCGCGCCCUUGUCCACGAGGAUCGGUCGGUCUACUGACAGCUAUCUUGCUCCUGGAUCUCAUCACCGCCCAUCUAUAGACAGCGAUAGACCUGCGACGAACUCGUCAAUGGACGAUGCUGCUUUUCGCAGAGGUUUGAGGCGACGCCAGAUUAUCGGAGAGCUGGUCCGGACAGAAGAGAGCUACGUCGCUGACUUAAAAUCACUUAUUUACGUUUACUCCACACUUCUGGCAACAUCAAUGAGCUUCCCAAGCGAACUUCGAACUACAGUCCAACGAAAUUUCCAUGAACUGCUUCACAUUCACGAAAGGCUACUUGACCGUCUUCAUCAGGUGGGAUAUGAAGCAGCGGUCAGAAAAUGGGCCGACACAAGUUCGCCACUUCGUCUUGGGUCUGCACGUCAGCAUAGGCGCUGGCUAAGCUUGGAGACUAAUUUGGUGAGCAAGUUUGGCCAUGCUCAACGACAUCGACAGAACUCAGUAGACUCUGGGGAAAUGAUUCACGGUCGAGCGGAACUGGGAUGUUCUGAACCACGAGACGUUUCCGACAUUGCAAUCCUGUUCAAAGAAUUUUUGAACGACUUCUCUGCGUAUGAAGAAUAUUGCGCGAAUCAUAGCAUUGUGGCACACGAACUUCAGAAGCAGGUAACCACAUUGUGGUCGACCUACGAAUCUGGCAUGGAGUCCCUCGCAAAAUCUCUCGUUGCAAUUGAUCAUCGAAAGCGCGAUGAGCGCAGAGGUGGAACGGUGGGCGACCUUCUCAUCAAGCCAAUACAACGUUUGACCAAGUAUCCUUUGCUUUUCGAGGAUUUACUCCGACAGACGCCAGUCUCGGAUUGCCCAUCCACUCACGUCGAGGUUGAAGCAACAAUCCAAUGUUUGAGAGAGUUGGUUCGCGCUGUCAAUGGAGCGACGAAUAAUAGCGAAGCUCGCGCUCAAGUUCUGCGUCGCCAGGCAUUGCAAUCAAGGCUCAACUACGAAAGAGUGACGCUCCAAUCAGACAACUAUCGGCUCUUGGGCGAUGUUCACCUAUGUGGUGUUCUGUAUGUAACAUGGCAAACCAAAAGAAGGAUUGAUGGCGCUUACGCGGUAUGUGUGCUGUUCGACUUCAGCUUGUUGAUCGCGCUGCCAGCAGGAACAACACCUCGACUGGACCUUGUUGCAUUUUUGCACCUUUCCGACCUCAAGAUUGAAUCGGCCAGCGAUGGCCAGGGUCUUCAGUGCCAUUCAACACUUCAUACGUGGAAAAUAUGUGCCCGAGUCGGUGGUAAUCUAAGUGAACUCAUCUUGAGCGCCUGCUCCUCAAACGAGGAAGCCGUGUGGAAGGACGGUCUACGCGGAAGAUAUGCUCCAAAGAACAGAGUGGAAGACGUUUCGACGCAGAUUCCCAGCAGUGUCAGUUUGGAUCUGAGAUCAGUUGGAGCAGUUUAUGGUCCACAGAGUACAACUUUGGAUCGGAACCCUUCACGAUCAGCGACAGUGGGAAACCGAGCCAACGUCUAUCAGGUUAUCAUCCGAAACACGCACAAUCCUCAGGACCUUCACGAGUAUCGUCAGACGACUUCGUCAUCGAUCAACAGAUCACAGUCUCACAUGACGUCAAACCGUAUCGUUAUCUUGUCGCCAAAAAGAUCUGAACGAGCGAGAUUGGAGUCAAGUUUGGCAGACAUAUGGACAAAGGACAAACUGCCUUUUCCGGGAAUGAUUGGCUCGCGAGGCGGUCAGAUCAUUCGAGCUUCUGCCGGCUCUUUAGCACGAAAGCUAAGUUUGGCAUCAAUUCAUGCUCCUUUCUCACGGCGCACAGGGAGCAUUUCUGUAGCCUCGAGAAAAUCCUAUGAUACCAUGACUGAUGGGAGUCGAAGUAAAAGGAAGGUAUCACCUCCAGUCUUUGAAGUUCGCAAAGAAAGUUUCGAAGAAUUGACGUCUGGACCUGCCAGGAAGAAGUCUCACGAAGUGCCAGAAAUUGAUACAAUGGAUAAUCUCGUCAGUCGCAUGAUUGGAAACAGUGGAAGCAAGAAAUCGGGCUUCUCACAAGGUAUUGGGGACUUGACACCAUCACACACAAGCAACAAUGUUCUACCAGAAGAUCCCGCCGAUAUAGUCUGUUCCGAAGAAAAGGAAAAGAGUGAGAAGGACGAAGUGAUUGAGCAGAGCUUUGGAGGCAAAAGGAAACGAUGGAGCAAUCCAAUUGGAAUACUGAAGGGGUUAUCCAGCGAAGGACUUCGCCACAUGUUGUAUUCAAGCAAGUAA
Exophiala bonariae is the source of this 3015-nucleotide messenger RNA. RefSeq lists its product as uncharacterized. Bases 1 to 3015 code for a protein of 1004 amino acids. Gene Ontology annotation, molecular function: guanyl-nucleotide exchange factor activity. The record is from RefSeq and is a predicted model, not a curated record. Gene Ontology annotation, cellular component: cytoplasm. Lineage: Eukaryota; Fungi; Ascomycota; Eurotiomycetes; Chaetothyriales; Herpotrichiellaceae. The transcript has a single exon.